Molecule: messenger RNA, 4066 nt
Organism: Aspergillus wentii DTO 134E9
Lineage: Eukaryota; Fungi; Ascomycota; Eurotiomycetes; Eurotiales; Aspergillaceae
Product: putative checkpoint protein kinase (SldA)
Exons: 3
Coding region: 129-3884 (1251 amino acids)
Biological process (GO): mitotic spindle assembly checkpoint signaling; protein phosphorylation; meiotic sister chromatid cohesion, centromeric
Molecular function (GO): protein kinase activity; ATP binding
Source: RefSeq, a predicted model, not a curated record
CGACUGUCACCCCACGACACGCCCGAGAUCGACUAACGACACAGGUCUGACUUAUUAUUUUCGACAUCCGCACACUUCGAUCACUCGACUAAUUUUGCGAACAAACCCCAUCGUGAUCCGUCGCCGAGAUGGCGGCCUCUGAAGAUCUUAUCGACUUCGAUAUCAUCGAAAAUCAGAAGGAAAACAUCCAAUCCCUUCCGGGUGGACGCUCUGCAAGAGAGCUUGCACGAAUUUUCUCCCCAAGAGACACCACCGACAAGUUGGCUGCCCCGUCGCCAAACGACACACGAACCCUCAACGACGCCAUCAGACAGGAAUAUGAAACAGAGCUGCAGGCGAUAGGGGAAUCCGAUGACCCGCUCGAUAUAUAUGACAGAUACGUGAAGUGGGCUUUGAAUGCAUACCCAACUGCCCAAGCGACACCUGAAUCUGGGCUCCUCCCCCUUCUGGAGCGUGCCGUGAGAGCAUUCUUAUCAUCAGCCCAUUACAAGAAUGACCCGCGUUAUCUGCGACUGUGGCUGCAUUACAUCAGACUCUUCUCUGAUUCCCCGCGAGAGACUUUUGCAUUCCUUGCCCGCCAUCACAUCGGAGAAGGACUUGCACUGUUCUACGAGGAAUUUGCAGCCUGGCUUGAGAGUGCGGGGCGGUGGACGCAGGCCGACGAGGUGUAUAGACUGGGCGUGGAUCGAGAGGCACGACCAGUCGAACGACUGGCACGAAAAUAUAGCGAAUUUCAACAUCGAUACGAACACCGUACUCAAGACAGCGGACCAUCGUCGCCUGCCCUUCCCAAAGUUCGUCCAGCGCUGGCCGCCAAGGUCGAUCCAUUCGCUUCCGCCAGUGCAACCGAAGACCCACAACAACAGGAGCCUUCUCCUGCACCGGCUCCCAAAACCAAGUCUGGUAAGCCGAAAAUGGCCAUCUUUUCCGAUGCCGAUUCGGCGCCAGCAAGCCAGCCCGCUUUAGGUGGCCCGACAAAGGGCUGGGAUAGCAUUGGAUCAAUGGAGGAUCGGAGAAAGGAGAAUAAGAUGGAGGCCAAGCCAAUGGCAGGUGAAACACUCAAGGCUGGAAAGAAAGCAGCGCCCAAACAGAAAAUGGCGAUUUUCAGGGAUGAGUCAAAUUCAAAUAUACAAGUCAAAGAGACAAAGCAGUCUCCGAAAAUUCCAGAGCAUCACGUAAGAGAAGCGGUAAACCCGCGAACUGGCAGACGAGAGCGCGUCUUUGUCAAUCUCGAAGCAGUGUAUCCUGACUACAGAAAUCCCAACCACGAGAUCAGUUUUGAAGAAUUGCGAGCUAUAAACCGUGGAUGGAUGGACAAGGAUUGGCGCUCACACAAAGAGCCUCUGAGACAGAUAUCUGGAAAUGCUUCUACAGACCUACCAACACAACCUGUUGCAAGCGCCUCCGAUAAAGACUUACCAGAGCAAUUCGAUCAGAAACUCAGUAUUAAUGAAGCAUCCCCUCAAGCUUCCCGCCAGACAAUUCAAGGCGAUGCGGGAGAUUCUGGGAAAGCACGGAAACCGAGAGUUCGUGAGGUGAAGGGAGAAACACAGACAGUCAAAAUGAAUUUCGACUCCCCCACGAAGAAAAAGGUUAAGCGUAAGAGCACUGCUCCUGCGGAGCCCACCAUGACUAUGCAUACGCGAGCUGCAACGGAUGAGAUUUAUAGCAUUUUUAAUCAGCCAUUGAAGGCAGAGUCGGAGAAUAAUGGGGAUGACAGUGACUACGAUGACGACGACUAUACAAGCGCCGGGGAAAGCACUGUCACUGGGCGAAUAUCCAUCGCUUCCAGUGAUUUUGGAGACGAUGAAACUGGCACGUUUCACCAAUCCUACGACGAGGAUGGUUUUGACGAUAAUACCCGGGCUGAAAGUGUGGUUGAUGGUGAAUGGACUGAAUUCACUGUCAGCAAGGACGUACCUGGACUUUCCCCCGUGCAUUCACAGGCCGAUGAUUUUGAUGACACUCAGGUUGGUGGGGAAGGUUCUGUUAGCGAGGGAUAUGAAAGAGAAAGAUUUGUCCCAGAGAUGCCCGACGAUUAUGAUCCUCCUUAUGGCCCAUACCGUGACCCUGCAAUCAUGGCCCAGAAUCGAUUGCCUUUCAUGACGCCCAUUGUCGAGCGGACAGAGCAUUCAUUUCCCUCGAUGACGGCCGCCAGAAGCCAUCUCUACAAUGCGAAGACUCCUUCCAAGCCUAUGCCCGACAUCGAUCAAACCCCCCCAGGAAUUCCACAAAUGGACGAUCUCCUUCUUGCAACACCUCUUGUGCCCGGAUCACCGACCCAAGGCGGGAACUUUUCUCUCGCUGAAGAAGUAACACAGAGUCCGACAGCGAAGAAGGCACGCUCCAGCCCAAGGGUCUUGUCGAAUCGUCCCAGCCAGCGAGGCGCAGUUAUCAAGGAUGCGCAGUGUAAUCCCACCGACAAAGGCAUUCGCAACACCAUCAUCAAGUCGCUGAGUCCCCCACUCGAAUCAUACCGCGGUGUUUAUGCCCACCCUGCAGAGGAAAGCAACUACACACCUACCAUCCAGAAGUUCUUGAAAGCACAGCACAAGCGUCCUAAGAGCGGUGACGAGGCAUCGUUCGAGACACCAAUUCUUGAACUCCCAGGGGCUGAGAGAAGCUACAUCAUCAGACGAGAACUCGGGGCUGGUGCUUAUGCUCCAGUAUACCUGGCAGAAAGUGUUGAUAUUUUUGAAGCCUACCCAUCUUCCGACUCCGAUGUCGAAAACGCAGACGAAAACAGUAGAGAUUCCCUUCGCAUUCGCUCGAAACAGACACAACGCAAACCCCGGCGCUAUGGAUUCGAGGCAAUCAAAUUGGAAGUUGGACCCCCAAAUCCGUGGGAGUUUUACAUGAUCCGAAUAGCGCACGAGCGUUUGAACCGUUACCCAGAGCUAUCCCGUGCCGCUGACAGCAUUGUCCAUGUCCACGAACUGCACGUUUUCAGAAAAGAAAGCAUUCUGGUCGAAGAUUACCGCGGCCAGGGGACGUUGCUGGAUCUUAUCAACACUAUUCGCAGCGAACCGACCAUGGCAAACCACAGCGGAGAAGGAGGGUUGGAUGAGUGUCUGUCAAUGUUCUUUACUGUCGAACUCUUCAGAACCGUGGAAGCGCUUCAUGCAUGUGGCAUUUUGCAUGGUGACAUCAAGGCUGAUAAUUGCCUCGUCCGAUUGGAUGACAAGUCAGCUACACCUCCGACUACCUCGCCCAUUGAUAUGGGCGAUGAGAACGUGUGCGAUCCGCGUGAUGUGCAUUAUUCUCCUCGUGGUUUGCAUGGAUGGCGUAACAAGGGCUUGGCGCUUAUUGACUUUGGCCGCGGCAUCGACAUGCAAGCCUUCCAGCCCUCGGUCCAGUUCCUUGCCGAUUGGGAAACCGGCAACCACGAAUGCAAUGAAAUCCGCGAGAAGCGCCCAUGGACUCACCAAAUCGACCUCUACGGUCUUGCGGGCACGGUUCACGUCAUGCUUUUUGGAAAAUACAUCGAGUCGGUUUCCGCGCGGAGGAGCGAGGGGCCUGCCAGCCCUAACGGCCACGGAGGCAGUUUUGGCGGCGCUAAUGUGAGGAAGUAUCGCAUUCGGGAGAUGCUUAAACGGUACUGGGACCGAGAGAUUUGGAGUGAAGUUUUCGAUCUUCUUUUGAACCCAGGUGCUGAGCGGUGGACUCAAAUGGAACACGAAGGAGAGCUUCCUGCCGCUCCCUUUGAUGAGAACGUGGCACCUGGUAGUGAACCAGUGAUUCCUGUGCUCAAGUCCAUGAGAUACGUCCGCGAGAAGAUGGAGGCGUGGUUACUGGCCAAUGCGGAGAAGAAAGGCCUCGCCUUGCAGAUUAAAAAGUUGGAGGCUAUUUUUGCGGAGAGGAAGAAGAAAUUGGAGAGAUGUUAAUCUGAUAUCCCAUCCUUCGCUUCUUUCUGGCAAUUUGCGUUUUUUGUUCUUGUUUUUUCGUUUCUGCCCUACAUAAUGAUCCAUCACGAUUGCUACCUAUACCCCCUCCCUUAUCACGCUUUAGAGCGUUGGCGUUGGAAGUGAUUUAUUUGCACUACUUUUUUUUUUUGUUUCUAUUUCAG